Messenger RNA from Colius striatus (speckled mousebird), 2697 nucleotides. It is a transcript of the gene CORO2B, whose product is annotated as coronin 2B. The record is from RefSeq and is a predicted model, not a curated record. Lineage: Eukaryota; Metazoa; Chordata; Aves; Coliiformes; Coliidae. Gene Ontology annotation, molecular function: actin filament binding. The transcript is spliced from 14 exons. The coding region runs from base 388 to 1860 and encodes 490 amino acids. Gene Ontology annotation, biological process: actin filament organization.
CAUCAGCGGGCGGGCGGGCGGCUGCGGGUGCGGGUGCGGGUGCGCUCCAGCCUCUGCGGCCGACACCAGCCCCCAGCCCCGCUGCCUUUCCCUCCCUCCCUCCCUUCCCUCGCCGUCCCUUCUGUUUUCUCUUCUUUAUUUCUGUAUAAACUCCGACCUCCCCCCCCCGCUUCCCACCCCCCCAUCCCCUCCGCCCCUUUCCUCCUCCUCCGCGCAUCUCCCGCUCCUCCCGCGGAGCUUCCUCAGCCCCUUCCGCGACUUCCCGCAUGACUGUCACCAAGGCUCGAGGAGCUCCCACGUUUCCCUGAGCCCCGUGUCCAUCCCUGGGUGUCAGGAGGCACCCGAGCAGCCCGCGGAGCAGAGCAGGGCAGAGCUCUUGUGGAGUCAAUGAGAGACCUGCACAAGUCUAGCGUGCUGGGGAGCAAGCACAGCAGCCUGAUGUCAUGGCGGCCGCAGUACCGCAGCUCCAAGUUCCGCAACGUGUACGGGAAGGCGCUGGGCCGCGAGCACUGCUUCGACGGCGUCCCCAUCACCAAGAACGUCCACGACAACCACUUCUGCGCCGUCAACGCCCGCUUCCUCGCCAUCGUCACCGAGAGCGCCGGCGGCGGCUCCUUCCUCGUCAUCCCCCUCGAGCAGACAGGCAGGAUCGAGCCAAACUACCCCAAGGUCUGUGGUCACCAGGGCAAUGUGCUGGACAUCAAGUGGAAUCCCUUCAUUGAGAACAUCAUUGCAUCGUGCUCUGAGGACACCUCGGUGAGGAUCUGGGAGAUCCCAGAGGGCGGCCUGAAGCGGAACAUGACGGAGGCUGUGCUGGAGCUGUACGGGCACAGCCGGCGCGUGGGGCUGCUCGAGUGGCACCCCACCACCAACAACAUCCUCUUCAGCGCUGGCUACGACUACAAGGUGCUCAUCUGGAACCUGGACAUCGGGGAGCCGGUGAAGAUGAUCGAUUGCCACGCUGAUGUCAUCCUCUGCAUGUCCUUCAACACCGACGGCAGCCUCCUGGCCACCACCUGCAAGGACAAGAGGCUGCGGGUGCUGGAGCCGCGCUCGGGCAGGGUCCUGCAGGAGGCCAACUGCAAGAACCACCGUGUGAACCGGGUGGUGUUCCUGGGCAGCACCAAGCGGCUGCUGACCACGGGCGUGUCGCGCUGGAACACGCGGCAGAUCGCGCUCUGGGACCAGGAAGAUUUGUCCAUGCCUCUGAUAGAGGAGGAGAUCGACGGGCUCUCGGGUCUCCUCUUCCCCUUCUAUGACGCUGACACUCACAUGCUGUACCUGGCUGGCAAGGGCGACGGCAACAUUCGCUACUACGAGAUCGGCUCGGAAAAGCCCUACUUGAGUUACCUCAUGGAGUUCCGCUCCCCAGCGCCACAGAAAGGGCUGGGGGUGAUGCCCAAGCACGGGCUGGACGUGUCGGCCUGCGAGGUCUUUCGCUUCUACAAGCUCGUGACCCUCAAGGGGCUGAUCGAGCCCAUCUCCAUGAUCGUGCCCAGGAGGUCAGAAACAUACCAAGAGGACAUUUACCCGAUGACCCCGGGCACAGAGCCGGCUCUCACGCCCGACGAGUGGCUGAGCGGGGUGAACAGAGAUCCCAUCCUGAUGUCGCUGAAGGAGGGCUACAAGAGGACUUCCAAAGUGGUGUUUAAGGCCCCGGUGAAGAAGAGCGUGGUGGUGAACGGCAUCGACCUGCUGGAGAACGUGCCGCCCCGCACGGAGAACGAGCUCCUGCGGAUGUUCUUCCGGCAGCAGGACGAGAUCCGGCGGCUGAAGGAGGAGCUGGCGCAGAGGGACGUUCGCGUCCGGCAGCUGCAGCUGGAGCUCAAGAACCUACUGAACAGCCCCAAGAACAAUUAACUCCCAGGGACGUUGCACUUCAAUAAACUCUCUUUCUUUCUACUCGCUCUUUAAUCUCCUUGUGUCCACUCACACAGAACACUGAGCCGGGAGCCAAGCGACCCGCCGAGCGCCCCCUCGCUAACUGGAGACACGUCCUUCUUGGCCUUGCCUGGCACUCACCCCGCUGUGCCCGGCGGCUACCCCCUGAGAGGCAGCCAGGGCACCCCCCGGGCCCUGCAGAUGGGCUUGGAGUAAGUAGAUGAGCCCCAUCCCCGCUGUGCCAGCCCCCAGCGCCCUCGCUGGGCACACGGGGCACGUUUCUUUCUCCUAUGCAAAGCAGCGGGCGCAGGGAGUGGGAUGGGCUGUGGGAAGGGCUUUGUUCACACAGGGGCUCAGUGUGAGCUUCCCCCUGCCAGGGAGCUGCCAAGGCAGUGGCUGAGGCAGGAGCAGCCUGGGAGUGUCCUGUGAAGGGAGCUGCUCAGGCACCCCUGCACCUCUGUCCUUUAACCCAAGAGGCUGGGUUUCCUCACCCAAGAGGGCUUUUUGCUCCCUGUGCCUCUGCAAAGUGGGGCUCAGCCCCCUCCUGUGUGCUGGGCCUCAGGCUGGUGCCACGGGGAGGGGGGAGGCAGGUGCCAGCCCGGGGAUGCUGGAGCCGCGUGGCACCGGGGGCGCAGCACGUGUGCCGUGGCCUGGAGCGCCACAGGAGCGGCAGCACACACGGGCACUUCAGCUGCUGCUGUGCCGUGGCUCCUCCUCUCCCCCUGCUCCCCCUCUGUGCUGUCAGUGUGCUGUCUUUGCCUUUUAUUUAUGCUACCACGGAAUAGUGAUGGAAUAAAAUGUUUUCAAGAUACCAAA